AGCGGCGGCUCCAUGGAGCUGCGCGGGUACCAGCGGGCCGCGGUGGCGCCGGCCCUUGCCGGCCGCAACUGCAUCGUGUGGCUGCCCACGGGCGCCGGCAAGACCCGCGCUGCCGUGCACGUCUGCCGGCGGCACCUGGAGAGCCGACGGGGCGGGAGGGUGGCGGUGCUGGUGAACAAGGUGCACUUGGUGGAGCAGCACGCCAAGAAGGAGUUCCAGGUGCUGCAGGACGCGUUCAGGGUGAGGGCCGUCAGCGGGGACAACAGCCACAAGGUGUUCUUCGCCAGCGUGGCGAGGCAGAGCGAUGUGGUCAUCUGCACGGCCCAGAUCCUGCACAACGCGCUGGUCAGCACCCAGGAGGAUGCGCGCCUGGAGCUGACGGAGCUCUCGCUGCUGGUCAUCGACGAGUGCCACCACACGCACAAGGAAGCCGUCUACAACAAGAUCAUGAUGGAUUACCUCCAGCGCAAGCUCGGCGGGCAGCAGGACCUGCCGCAGGUCCUGGGUCUGACGGCAUCGCCUGGCACUGGGGGGGCAACCUCCUUUGAGGGGGCUGUGCAGCACAUCCUGCAGCUCUGCGCCAACCUGGACACGGAGACAAUCACAUCGGUGCAGGAGGAGGUGCAGCAAGUGCAGAGCCACGUCCCGCAGCCCAGGAAGCAGUAUGACCUGUGCCAGGAGAGAGCACAGGACCCCUUUGGUGAGCGGCUGAAGGCAGUGAUGGAGCAGAUCCAGCAGUACAUGGGGAUUCCCAGCCUGCCGCAGGACUUUGGCACGCAGGUUUAUGAGCAGCGCAUCGUGGAGCUGGAGAACAGAGCGGCAGAGAGGCUUUGCCGCCGGACGCGGGUGUGCGCCCUGCAUCUGCGCAAGUACAACGAUGCUUUGCUGAUCAACGACACGGUGCGGAUGCUCGACGCCUUCCAGUGCCUCCAGCAGUUCUAUGACACCCAGAAGGACAUGAAGGACCCCACCGAGCGGUUCCUCAGUGCCACGUUCGAGGAGAACAGGGCGACCCUGCAGGCGCUUGCUGGGGACCGGCGCUAUCAGAACCCCAGGCUGGACAAGCUGGAGGAGAUCCUGCGGGAGCACUUCCAGCCCCUGGGUGCUUCUCGCGGCAUCGUGUUCACCAGGACCCGUCAGAGCGCGCACAGCCUGCUCGGCUGGCUGCAGGACACGGCCACGCUCUGCGGGCCGCACAUCCGCGCUGCCGUCCUCACCGGCGCCGGCUGCAGCAGCCAGACCAGGCCCAUGACGCAGCAUGAGCAGCAGGAUGUGAUCCAGAUGUUCCGCAACGGAGCCCUCAACCUGCUCUUCUCGACCAGCGUGGCCGAGGAGGGCCUGGAUAUCCCCGAGUGCAACAUCGUGGUCCGCUACGGGCUGAUGACCAAUGAGAUCGCCAUGAUGCAGGCUCGGGGCCGUGCCCGUGCUGAGAACAGCGUCUACUUUGUCCUUGCCAAAGCCAACAGCAGAGAGGUCUCCCGCGAGCUGCUCAAUGAGGAGCUCGUGGAGCUGAUGGAGAGGGCCAUCAGAGCGGUGCAAGCCAUGCCGGAGCAGGAAUACCGCCUCAAGAUCAGGGAGCUGCAGCAGGCUGCCGUUGCCAGCUGGCUGAUGAAGGAGGCCAGGAUCAGCGAGAGGCAGCAGCAGCACGACCCGGACACCGUUCACCUUUACUGCAUCAACUGCGGCGUGGCGGUGUGCCGCGGCAGCGACAUCCGCACCGUGGAGGGCAUACACCACGUUAACAUCAACCCCAGCUUUGGGUUGCACUACAGAGUUUCCUCAGGGAAAAUCCAGUUCCAGAGGGCUUUCAAAGACUGGGAGCCGGGCUGCCGCAUCGCAUGUGCUGGGUGCAGCCAGGACUGGGGAAUGGAGAUGCUCUACCGGGAGGUGAAGCUGCCCAUCGUCUGCAUCAAGAACUUUGUGAUAGAGACACCAGCUGGGAAGAGGAGGUACAAGAAAUGGAGCGCUGUGACAUUCCCCAUCAAGGAGUUUGAUUACCUGGAGUACUGCACCGACACCCAUGGACAGUCCUUCUAGCACCGGCUCUGCUCCCUUUCCCGUCACCUUUGGCACUGGAGUCUCCAUCCCAAGCCAUGGCUUGCUCCUCUUUUCCUCACUGGACCGAGCCACUGCAGCACAUCCCUUUGCUGGAGCCUGUGACUGCAGGAGGAGACUUUGCUGUGCCCACACAGGACGGAUGGGACCCUGAGAUGGGAAAGCUCCCAAAGCCUUCCCUGCCUGCUGCUGGCUGCUCUCCAUGCUGCUGCCUUCCCCUCCUGCCCCCUGCACUGUCAGGCUCUGGGGCUGUCUCCACGACCCUGCCAGGGACGUGGCCCAGCAUUGCUCUGGCAGCCUCCAGCCUGCUCUGUGAAUCUGAUGGUUCUCAUUAAAGAUGUGUGUGAGCUGG
Neopsephotus bourkii (Bourke's parrot) is the source of this 2407-nucleotide messenger RNA. It is a transcript of the gene DHX58, whose product is annotated as DExH-box helicase 58. Gene Ontology annotation, molecular function: DNA binding; hydrolase activity; double-stranded RNA binding. The transcript has 12 exons. Gene Ontology annotation, cellular component: cytoplasm. Gene Ontology annotation, biological process: innate immune response; positive regulation of interferon-beta production; response to virus. Lineage: Eukaryota; Metazoa; Chordata; Aves; Psittaciformes; Psittacidae. The record is from RefSeq and is a predicted model, not a curated record. The coding region runs from base 13 to 2037 and encodes 674 amino acids.